Molecule: messenger RNA, 1017 nt
Organism: Arachis stenosperma
Lineage: Eukaryota; Viridiplantae; Streptophyta; Magnoliopsida; Fabales; Fabaceae
Exons: 1
Coding region: 1-1017 (338 amino acids)
Source: RefSeq, a predicted model, not a curated record
AUGCCAGCAUUCAUCAAAUACAUGAAGGAGCUUCUUCCCAGAAAGAGCUCACUCAAAGGAGGACAGACUAUAGUGAUGAACAAGGAAUGUAGUACCCUGAUUCAACCUGAGCUGCCCACAAAAAGGAGAGACCCAGGGAGUUUUCACAUCCCUUGUGCAAUAGGGGAGACAUGUUUUGAUAAAGCACUAUGUGAUUUGGGGGCAAGCAUCAAUCUACUACCCUUGUCUCUGGUGAAAAGGCUGCAAAUCAAUGAGAUACUGCCCACAGAUGUGGUGAUAAGGCUGGCUGACAAGACUCAAAUGCAAGCAAUAGGAGUUGUGGAAAACGUGCUGCUCAACGUUGGAAAAUACUUUCUCCCAACAAACUUUGUCAUCCUGGACAUGGAAGAGAGUCACCUACACCCAAUCAUAUUGGGGAGGCCAUUCCUAGCUACUGCUAGAGCACUCAUAGAUGUGGAAAAAGGGGAGCUAAUACUGAGGAUUCAUGAUGAGCAACUCAGCUUUAAGGUCUUCAAACUCUCACAAGAAGAAGACCAAGAAUACAAAAAACCAAACAAACAUCAUGAUGAACUGUUAAAAGAGGAAGCAAGUACUGAAGCACACCCAACCCAUCUAGGGAAACCCAUGCAUGAGGAACAAGGAAACAGUCAGUUGCCACAACUCAAAGAGAAUCUGGAGGAACCUGAUCCCCCAGAGAUAUGUGAAGUAAGCAACAAAAAUCCCCCAGAAGAAGAAGUCAUCAAGAGCAAAGUAGGUUCUAAAGACACAAGGAAGAAGGUUCCAAAGAAGUGGAGGAACAAAAAGAUCCCUACAGAGGACUUCUCUCCAGGUGAUAGAGUGAUCUCAGCUUACUUUCCAGAUAUUCCACCUAAUCUCCCUACUGUACCAUCUCAGCUACCCAAGGUCUUCACUAUCAAUAGAGUUCUCUCCCUGGAGCAUGAAGAGAUCAUUGAUACAACCAAUGGAUACAAGUCCACAGCAAGGGGGGAGGACUUCAAGCACUACCAACCACCAUAA